CUCUUCUUUCUCUUUUCUUUACUUUUGUAGAAGACUAUUGACAAAUUUUUGAAUAUAUAAAUUUUUUUGAAGUUCAUACUGAUUUUUUAUUUUUUACAUAGGAAACAGCUGCAUCCGGACCUUAUUCUAGUACUGAGGGAGUAUGAUAUAAUGAAUUUCAGCAGGACCAUAUCAUAUAUGAAUAUCUAUGUAUUUUGGAUUUAUCUGGCUGAGCAAGCUGGACCUUAUUGGACUUGAUGUCAGUCAGGUCAACAAUUUGUGGAUUUGGGUGAUUGAUUGAAUGACUUGGUUUGGUAUCCAUUGCUCAUUGAGUGCUACUCUGUGAUUAUGUUGUUAGUUGAAAUGGAUUUGACAAGAACUAUGUAAGAAUCUUGUUUUGUUAGCUUCUACUUGAAGGUACAAGGUCUAUCUGGAUUUUAUAUUUCUUGCUGACGAAUAUUGAUCAGGUAGAUAUAUUUUUCUGCCUUCGUAUUUUGGUGAAGGUGAGUCCUUAACAUCAUUCACAUGUUCAAAUCGUGAGUCUUACCUUCAAAGAUUUCAUUGGUCAAUUUUUAUAUUUCUCGACCAGAUUCUUGGGUCAUAUAUGAUUAGGUUCUGAUGAGUAAUAGAUGUUGAACUGAUCAUUUGUUUGAUUUUGCUUGCAAUAUUUUGGAUUGAUUUGGCUGUGCAAGUUCGUCCGACUUCAUGUCAGUCAUGUCAACAAUUUUGUGAAUUUGGGUGGUCCGGCUUCAUGUUAGUCAUUCGGCUUGUUUUGAUUUCAAGGUUUCCAUUGCUAAUAUAUCAGGAAGUUCUGUGCGAAGAUUAUGUCUACUUGGCACCCCGUAAAAAUACCACGACCGUAAUAAUCCUGAUAAAGUUAUUUAACAUGAUCUGUUGCUAAGUUUCCUAUCAAACCUAGGAUCUGAUGACUUAUAGAAGGGGUGCAUGUAGAUCAUAGAUUUGACUUUGAUUGUGAGAUUUCAAUAGUCAAGGAAGGAGAUGCUGGAAGUGUGUAGGUAUUGGAAAUGUUCUGAUUGAGUCACAAACAUUACAUGUGAUGCUGGAAGUAGAUUUAUUGAAAACACAGAAAAUUUGUCAAGUUUUAUGCCCAGAGAACAGUUGAACCACAACGAAAACAUAGACCGUCUUUUUUGUCAAUAAUAGAAGCAAGGGGGACUAGCUUCAGUGUUGAGAAACUAACAUGCGGAUCAACAUGCAUAUGGAGGUUAUGGAGCUCUCUUUUUGAGGCACCCUCUUUGACCAGCGAGGUAGAAGGUAAUCAUUAACUAGUAGUCCCUUCGUACGAACGGAGUAGUAGUUAUCUAAUGCACUUCCUGCAAAAUGUUUGAAAAUGCCGCCACCUCUAGCUGUUGUAAUUGCCCAGAUGCUAAAGGUUCUCUAAAUGACUUUUGUUAAACGACAUUUUGUUGGAAUGGUAAAACAAGGUCUUCUGUCUCAUCUGGAUUCAAUAUCUCUUGCUGAUGAACAUAGAACAGAAUCAUCUAUUUUUCUGCCUUGGUUUUUUGUUGCAGCUGCGUCUUACUGCAAUGUUUUUUAUUUCAACAGAUUAAAGUUCCAAUUGGUGCAUCGGCAACAGCCAAUUCUUGACUUUAUUCUGUACGGAGGGAGGAUGAUAUAAUGGAUAGUUUCAUCUUUACAAAUUCAUCUUGUCCGAUCCUCAUAAUCUAUAAAUAACAUAACGAUUUAAAAUCAAGAUAAAAUAGGUUAUAGAGUAUGUUAUUAGUUUAGAACAUAUUUUCUCGAUCAGAUUCUUGGGUAAUAUAUGAUUAGGUUCUGAUGAGUAAUAGAUGCAAAAAUGAUCAUUUGUUUGAUUUUAUUUUGUAUUCAUCAGGCUGUGCAAGUUGGUCCGACUUGAUAUCAGACAUGUCAACAAUUUUGUGAAUCGAAUGGUCAAAUCAGAUGGCUUAUUUUGAUUCCAGAUGACUAAUAGAGGCGGUGCAUGCAGAUCGAAGAUUUGAUUUUGAUUUUGAGGUUUCAAUAGUCAAGGAAGGAGAUGCCGGAAGUGUAGGUAUUGGAAAUGCUCUGAUUGAGUCACAAACAUUAGAUGUGAUGCUGGAAGUAGACCAACACAGAAAAUUUGUCAAGUUUUUGCCCAAAGAACAUGUGAACUACAACGAAAACACAGGCUGUCUUUUUGUCAACAAUAGAAGAUAGGGGGACUAGCUUCAGUGCUGAGAAAGUAACAUGCAGAUCAACAUGCAUAUGGAGGUUAUGGAGCUCUUUUUCCAAGACACCCUCUUUGACCAGCGAGGUAGAAGGUAGUCAUGUACUAGUGUCCCUACGUCCGAAAUAGUAUUAUCUAAUGCUAUGGAGGUAAUGGAGCUCUCUUUCCAAGACACCCUCUUUGACCAGCGAGGUAGAAGAUAGUCAUGAACUAAUGGUCCCUCCAUACGAACGGAAUUAGUAGUUAUCUAAUGCACUCCCUGCAGUAUGUUUGAAAAUCCCACCACUUCUAACUAUUGUAAUUGUUGCAGCUGAGUCUUUACUGCAAGGUUUUUUAUUUCAACAGAUUUAUGAUCCUAUUGAGAAUCUUCCAGUUCUGAAAACUGCCUCUCUACUUUCGAGUAGGGGCAAGGUCUGCGUACACACACCCUCCCCAGACCCUACUCUUGUGGGAUUUAACUGGGUUGUUGUUGUUGUACAUAGGAAACAGCUGCAUCCGGACCUUAUUCUAGUACUGAGGGAGUAUGAUAUAAUGAAUUUCAGCAGGACCAUAUCAUAUAUGAAUAUCUAUGUAUUUUGGAUUUAUCUGGCUGAGCAAGCUGGACCUUAUUGGACUUGAUGUCAGUCAGGUCAACAAUUUGUGGAUUUGGGUGAUUGAUUGAAUGACUUGGUUUGGUAUCCAUUGCUCAUUGAGUGCUACUCUGUGAUUAUGUUGUUAGUUGAAAUGGAUUUGACAAGAACUAUGUAAGAAUCUUGUUGUAUGCCAAAGCUUCUCUAAAUUGCUUUUGUUGAACAAUACAACGUAUAUCAGAUCGAAGAAUUGUUUUUUUCAUGGUAAGAAAUUUUGUGGGUAUGGUGUUUUGCUGCUGGAACUUUUAGCUCUCAAUUUAGUGUAAGGUAUGCAAAUGAUUUGAUUAGAAGUACAAGGUCCCCAGUCAAAUCUGAAUUUUAUUGAUCUUGAUGAAUAUAGAACAUGCUGGUCU
This is a messenger RNA of Cuscuta campestris, 3146 nucleotides long. The record is from the annotation of a GenBank genome assembly. NCBI's taxonomy places the organism in Eukaryota, Viridiplantae, Streptophyta, Magnoliopsida, Solanales, Convolvulaceae.